Molecule: messenger RNA, 1811 nt
Organism: Coccomyxa subellipsoidea C-169
Lineage: Eukaryota; Viridiplantae; Chlorophyta; Trebouxiophyceae; Coccomyxaceae
Exons: 10
Coding region: 1-1473 (490 amino acids)
Biological process (GO): mannan biosynthetic process
Cellular component (GO): Golgi apparatus
Molecular function (GO): alpha-1,2-mannosyltransferase activity
Source: RefSeq, a predicted model, not a curated record
AUGAAUGCCGGCGUCUCAAGACCAAGCCUGCGAUCUCGCAAAGCCUGCCCUUCAAUAGCACAUGCAGCAGAGGGCGCUGGCCGGAGCACAGUCAGUCUCCCGGAGAUCAGGAGCGAGGUUCAAGACUGGGUCAGGGAUGGGCUCAGGCUGCCCAAGGAAGAUGUCAAACGAGCCCGAGCGCAGUGGCAGCGCUUCAGACUGGAGGCGCCAGAUUAUCCCCAAAACUUUUUCCAGGGGAAGGGUAUCGCCAUCUUGGCAGGAGGCCCGCAGUACAUGGUACCUGCAUGGGUCAAUGUGAAGAUGCUGCGCAAAGCUGGAUGCCAUUUGCCAGUGGAGAUGCUUUUCCCUGCAGCAGAGUACCCCACAGUAGAGCUGGUUUCAGCCCUGGCUGAGUUGGGGGUCACUUGCCGUGUCCUCCCAAAUGGGGUGGUGCAGUCUAGCAGGAAGACCAAGCCUUCAGAAAGCGGGGCAGAAAUGGCUGUCGACCCCAUGUCUGGAUUCACGUUGAAGAUUGCUGCUGUGAUCUUGUCGAACUUCCAAGAGGUCAUCUUCUUGGAUUCUGACAAUGUUGCUGUGGAUGAUGUGGGCACGCUCUUUAGAAGCCCGCACUACAGAGACACUGGUGCCAUGCUGUGGCCCGACUACUGGGCUUCAUCCGCUGCUCCAGACAUGCAUGACAUCCUCGGCUUGAAGACAUUGCCUGAAGGGACUUCUGAGAGUGGUCAAAUGGUGUUUGACAAGAUGCGGGUCUGGGAUGCACUUGUGCUGGCGGCGUACUUCAACAUGAACUCUGGUUUCUACUACGAGAUGUUCUCCAAUUUCAUGGGGAAGGGCGACAAGGAGUCUUUCUCAUUUGCAUUUGCAGCCACAAAGACCCCCUACUACAUGGUCCCCCACCCUGUGGGAAGUCUGGGCCUCAUGCGUCACUAUUGCAGCCCGGACCAGAGUCUCUGUUGGGAAGAGUUCACAGGUAACACAAUGACGCAGUACUCUCCAACUGGUCAGCUGCUGUUCCUGCACACAAACCUGUCCCCAAAGUGGAACCUCAUGGUGCCUGGAGACUUCAAGGCCUACACAAGAAGGUGGCAGGUUUUAGUGCCUGGGAAUGAGAGACUGUCAAAGUUUGAGGCGGAGUGGGGCAGAGACGUGGAAUUUGACAUCUGGCAGAGCAUCACUGAUUUCCGCUGUGCAGGAUUUUUCAGGCGGUACAUGGAGGAAUAUACGCGCGCGGAUGCAAGGCUUGGAAGGCAGCCAAUGCUUGGCGUGCAGGGCUUCCACCCUCUGAAUGAGGGUGUAAACUUUCGUCAGGCUUACAGAUGGGGUUUGAGAGGGAGCUACCUGGAUUUUACGCAGGUGAACUUUGGUGAUUCCUUGCAACAUUUCAAGAAUACAAGGAUCAAGCCGAUUGGUGCGUGGCAUCGACGGGUGCUGAUGCGGAUACUCAAGACAGACAUUUACUUCCGCCUGUGGUGAUUGGAUGGCAUAGAUUUCGUGUUCAUGCGCAGUCUCACAGCAUGGUUCAAGCAAUGCUCUUGGCCAACGAGAAGAUCUUGGGCUUGCCAUGCAAACGGUGUAGCGCUGUCAACGGAUGUCUAGGCAUACUGUUGCAGAUCUAUUGCUGCUAGCGCUGAGCCGGCUAUGGCUCAUAGCUUAACCUUGCCGUGCCAUCCCUCAAGCUUAUAAGAGGCCAACCGUUGAAUGAGGAUUUGAAAGUUUUUAGAUGAGCUCUUGCAGCAGAACAUUUCAUUGAUGCUGCAGUAUUACCAAUGCUAGCAAGCAUAGAAUCAACAUUGUAAAUAUCCUCGCCAACG